AUGCUUCACAAUGACGUUAUCGAGAAAGUCGAAGGCCGGGCGGAGUGGAUAUCCCUCAUGGUGAUAGUGCCAAAGGGCAAGGACGACGUAAGGAUUUGUAUUAAUAUGAGACAUCCAAAUAAAGCCAUUCAGCGGGAACAUUAUCCGUUGCCUGUAAUCAACACGUUCCUGAAUAAACUUAAGGGAUCGGUGUUUUAUUCUCGGUUGGAUAUAACGUUCGCAUAUCAUCAUGUCGAAUUACAUCCCGAAUCAAGAGGUGUCACAACAUUUAUGUCGGGCAUGGGUUUAAUGCGAUUCAAACGCUUAAUGUUCGGCAUCAAUUGUGUGCCGGAAAUUUUUCAAAGGAUAAUGACGAACAUGCUAUCUGGAAUUGAGGGCGUCAUGGUAUAUAUUGACGACGUCGUUGUAUCCGGCAGAACCCUAGAAGAGCACGAUAGGCGACUUGAACAAGUCCUAGCCGUAUUGGAGAGUAACAAUGCGUUGCUGAAUAAAAGUAAGUGCAUUUUCGGGGUAGAGAAACUUGAGGUCUUGGGUUUCGAAGUGAGUGCUAGUGGUAUAAGUCCAUCGGAAGAGAAAAUAUUGGCUAUCAAAAACUUCCGAGCUCCAUCCUCUAAGGAAGAAGUUCGCAGCUUUCUGGGGCUGGUCAACUUCGUUGGUCAGUUUAUUCCGAGACUAUCUACAAGAACGGAACCCUUGAGGAAGUUUCUUCGGGAUGAAGUAGACUCAUUUGGUGAGGAACAAAUGAAAUCCUUUGAUGAUUUACGCCUCGAAUUGUGCAAUAACGUCAGAAAAUUGGGGUUUUUUGAUCCAAAGGACAUUACCGAGGUUUAUGUUGACGCUUCCCCUGUAGGACUAGGGGCUGUACUAGCCCAAAGAGAUGAGAGUAAUGUCCCGAGGGUUAUAUGUUUCGCUUCGAAGGGGCUGACAUCGGCAGAAAGAGUGUACCCACAAACACAGCGUGAGGCUUUGGCCGUUGUGUGGGCGGUAGAAAAGUUUUAUUUGUACCUUUUCGGCAUUCGAUUCACAAUCUUCACGGAUCAUAAAACUCUAGAGUACAUUUUUGGAGGGAAGCAUCGUGGCGGGAAACGUACAUGCUCAAGAGCGGCAGGCUGGGCUCUUCGUCUUCAGCCGUACGAGUUCGAUAUCAAGUAUAUUCCGGGCUCGAUGAAUAUUUCGGACAUAUUGUCUCGUUUGGUGAUUGAACCUGGUAAACCAUUUGAUGAGACUGCCGAACACUACUUCUUUGCCGUUGGUGAAGGUCCGUUGGCGACUACAUUGGAUGAGAUAAGGCGAGAAACAAUAAAUGACGAAAUAUUAACAUCGGUGAUGAAGGCUUUGGCCAAGCAGUGUUGGUCACCGGAGCUAUGCAGAUUUCAGGCAUUUGAGAAAGAAUUCGGUGUGAUCGACGGCAUUGUGGUGAGAGAUGAUCGGAUUGUUCUACCGACGAUUCUUCGCCAAAGAGCAUUGCAGAUUGCACAUCGCGGUCAUCAUGGUGUGGUUGCGAUGCGUAGAAAUUUGAGGGAGAAGAUUUGGUGGCCCUGUAUGGAUCAGGACGUAGCAGAUGCUGUGCAGGAGUGUGCGGACUGUGCCACAGUAAGCAAGCAACAUCCACCCGAGCCGAUGGUCCGUAAAGAAAUGCCCGAUCGCGCAUGGCAAGAAAUUGGUAUCGACUUUUUCUCUGCGAAGGAAUGUGCUACCUUCCUAGUUAUUGUUGACUAUUACAGCCGGUUUCUGAAGGUUGUGGAAAUGAAGGCUACAAACGCUGCCAAAACAAUCGAGGCUUUGGAAGAUGUUUUCCAUGAGCAAACUUACCCGGAAAUAGUCCGUAGCGAUAACGGUCCACCGUUUGCUAGUGAAGAAUUUGCUGUCUUUUGUGAAAGCAGGAACAGUUGA
This is a messenger RNA of Armigeres subalbatus, 1893 nucleotides long. RefSeq lists its product as uncharacterized. Bases 1 to 1893 code for a protein of 630 amino acids. Lineage: Eukaryota; Metazoa; Arthropoda; Insecta; Diptera; Culicidae. The record is from RefSeq and is a predicted model, not a curated record. Gene Ontology annotation, molecular function: nucleic acid binding. The transcript has a single exon. Gene Ontology annotation, biological process: DNA integration.